Molecule: messenger RNA, 988 nt
Organism: Lolium perenne
Lineage: Eukaryota; Viridiplantae; Streptophyta; Magnoliopsida; Poales; Poaceae
Source: RefSeq, a predicted model, not a curated record
GGAGAACCAAAAAAAACGCCCCGGAAGAAAACGCCCCUGUAUCCCAUCCCCACCUCCCGAUAAUCAACCACGAUCCCGUCUCGUGUUCCUGGUCAAUCGUGCCGGCAACCGGCGCCGCCCCCGACCUCUUCCCUCCGGCGACUAGCGCCGCCCCUACUCCUCCUCUCCGGCGACCAGCGCCUCACCCGAACCCUCCCCCGGCGACGAGCGUGCGCCCCACCCACCCUCCUCCAGCGACUGCGCGGCCAGGCAUAUCCGAUUCCCCCACCGCCGGCCUCCCCCGAUUCCCCCCGCCGCCGACCUCCCUUGAUUUCCCCCGGCGGCGGCGCAUCCUCUCUGUCGUGACAGCACUGCGCCGAGGGCCUCCUCGAGUAGCCUCGCCGCCGUCCACGAGAUGCCCCUCCAGUCCUCCACGCAGACCCUUACCACCUGCGCUUGUCGCCCCUGCGCCUGCGACUGGCGCCGAUGUCGCGAGCCCCCUGCGACUCUCGCCGACGUUCCCCUUCUCCUGCUGCUCUGGAUUCCGCUAACACGGCCGCCUUCAGCCAGAAGCCUUCUCUCCAGCAGAUGGAGAUCCUCAACACGCGUCCGGCGAGGUCGGGCGGGAGCCGAAGGUGUAGGCGAAAUCCAUGGCAUCUGUUGAAAAAGAUUAGCAAGAAGAAGUCCAGCGAGGCCUGUGAGAAGCUGCAGCAGUCCAGCGACGUCCGUGACGGUAACGAGGUAUCGACAUUUUGGGGCCACGCCGAAGCUGAGUCGUGUCAGUUCUUUGGGAGGAGAUGUUUUAUGGGCUGUCAAUGUUGUUGCAGCUAGCAUUUUGCUGUUUCGUUUCAGCUGCUGCUAUAUUACUUACUACUCUCUGCACUUCAUUUUUUGGUGAAUGCUACUGGAAUAGCAUCUUGUGCUAAUUAACAGACAAUUAAUUAACACAAUGGAUGAUGUCUACAUUGUACCAGUUUGGAAUUGAAAGUUAUGAAGGCUACUCGUUUUA